GGCUUGCUAGCUAGCUGCGGCGUUCACAUUGAGAAGAGACAACGAACAAAACUAUUCCAUGAUGAUGGCUAUGCCUAUAUAUAUGUUAUAGUGUCUGUGUCUCAUUAGUCUUAGUGUGGUUAAAGAAUGGCUUCUAUACAAUGGCCAUAUGAGCAACUUAAAACAGCUUUCUCUGUUUCUACUUUUCAUCAAUACCUUUUCCUCUUUCUUCUUGUUAUUGUUGUGUUAAAGCUAACAAGAAGACCCAAAAUCAAACCCAGUUUCAAUCUGCCUCCCUCCCCAAGAAAGCUACCAAUCAUUGGCAAUCUUCAUCAACUAAGCAAAUUGCCAUACCAUUCUCUUAGAACCCUCUCACAAAAGCAUGGUUCUCUGAUGUUGUUGCAGUUGGGGCAGACUCGAGCCUUGGUGGUUUCAUCUCCAGACGCGGUCAGGGAAAUCAUGAAAACUCACGACAUAACUUUCUCAAACCGACCCAAAACCACAGCAGCAAAAACCUUGCUGUAUGGAUGUAAUGACAUUGGUUUUGCAUCCUAUGGAGAAAGCUGGAAACACAAAAGAAAAAUAUGUGUCCUUGAGCUUCUGAGCCCCAAAAGGGUGCAGUCACUUAGUCUCAUCAGAGAAGAAGAGGUUGCAGAAUUGAUUAACAAGAUACGUGAAGCAAGCUUGAGUGAUGCAUCCUCCUCUGUGAAUCUAAGUGAGUUGCUUAUUGAAACAACAAACAACAUCAUCUGUAAAUGUGCUCUUGGAAAGAAAUACAGUACAGAAGAUUGUCACAGCAGGAUCAAAGAGCUUGCAAAGAGGGCGAUGAUUCAACUUGGAGUUGUCACUGUGGGGGAUCGCUUUCCUUUCUUGGGUUGGGUUGAUUUUCUAACUGGCCAAAUUCAAGAAUUCAAGGCUACUUUUGGAGCAUUGGAUGCCUUAUUUGAUCAGGUAAUUGCGGAGCAUAAGAAGAUGCAGAGGGUAUCUGAUCUCUGCUCCACUGAGAAAGACUUUGUGGAUAUCCUCAUCAUGCCUGACUCUGAGCUCACCAAGGAUGGCAUCAAAUCAAUUCUAUUGGAUAUGUUUGUAGCAGGAAGUGAAACAACCGCAUCAGCACUAGAAUGGGCUAUGGCAGAGCUCAUGAAAAAUCCAAUGAAAUUGAAGAAAGCCCAGGAUGAGGUGAGAAAAUUUGUAGGGAAUAAAUCAAAAGUAGAGGAAAAUGACAUCAAUCAAAUGGACUACAUGAAAUGUGUAAUCAAAGAAACUCUAAGGUUACAUCCACCUGCUCCUCUCUUGGCUCCUAGAGAGACAGCAUCUAGUGUGAAACUGGGAGGGUAUGAUAUUCCAGCAAAAACACUGGUAUAUGUCAAUGCAUGGGCAAUUCAGAGGGACCCUGAGUUUUGGGAAAGACCUGAAGAGUUCAUUCCAGAGAGACAUGAUAACAGCCGGGUUCAUUUUAAUGGCCAAGACUUGCAAUUUAUUACAUUUGGUUUUGGGAGAAGGGCAUGCCCCGGAAUGACGUUUGGGCUUGCUUCUGUUGAGUAUAUUCUGGCCAACCUUCUUUAUUGGUUCAAUUGGAAGCUGCCUGCAACUCACACAUCUGGACAAGACAUAGACAUGAGUGAAACAUAUGGCCUAGUUACCUACAAGAAAGAGGCACUUCAUCUUAAACCAAUCCCCUUUUUCCUUUAAAUCCAUGGUUUAAUUUACUUUAAAGUGAUCUAUGUUAUAAGGAGGGACGGAUCCAAACAAUAAAUAUCAGUGUGACUAAAAUAUAAAAGAAAUUAUAGACUAAAAUAUAUUGAAAAUAAAAAAUAAUGUUUAAUAAAA
This is a messenger RNA of Glycine soja, 1809 nucleotides long. Its product is annotated as cytochrome P450 71A1-like. Gene Ontology annotation, molecular function: monooxygenase activity; heme binding; iron ion binding. NCBI's taxonomy places the organism in Eukaryota, Viridiplantae, Streptophyta, Magnoliopsida, Fabales, Fabaceae. The coding region runs from base 127 to 1671 and encodes 514 amino acids. The record is from RefSeq and is a predicted model, not a curated record. The transcript is spliced from 2 exons.